Messenger RNA from Perkinsus marinus ATCC 50983, 2766 nucleotides. Its product is annotated as 105 kDa heat shock protein 1, putative. The transcript has 9 exons. Bases 19 to 2547 code for a protein of 842 amino acids. Gene Ontology annotation, biological process: protein folding. Gene Ontology annotation, cellular component: nucleus; cytosol. NCBI's taxonomy places the organism in Eukaryota, Perkinsozoa, Perkinsida, Perkinsidae. Gene Ontology annotation, molecular function: ATP-dependent protein folding chaperone; ATP binding. The record is from RefSeq and is a predicted model, not a curated record.
CCAGUUGUUGUAAUUAUUAUGUCUGGAGUGAUUGGUAUAGAUUUGGGUACUGCUGAUGCUAUUGUUGCAUCUGUUGGUAAGGGAGUAGUAGAUAUUGUACGUAAUGAGGUAUCUGAGAGGAAGACACCAUGUGUCGUUGGUUUUACUGAUAAGAACAGAUUAAUUGGUGAAGCGGCGAUGACGUCUAUUAAAUCUAAUUAUAAGAAUACUUGUCGUAACCCUAAACAACUAUUAGGGAGGACAUCAAUAGAUCAAGAUGAGGAACUCAUUAAGGAGAAGUUCUUCCAGGUAUGUGAUAAUGCUAUUGCUGAUGAUGGUACUGUUGGAUAUCGUGUAUCAUAUCUAGGUAAGGAGAGAAUAUUAUCAGCUACAGUGGUAACAUCUAUGUUGUUAUCAAAGCUUAAAGAUACUGCUGAUGCCUUUACCUCAUCAAAUAGUAAAGAUGUAGUUAUUGCUGUACCAUCUUACUUCCAAGAUGCUCAUAGACAUGCUAUAUUGGAUGCUGCUCGUAUUGCUGGUCUUAAUUGUCUACGAGUUAUGAAUGAUUCAACAGCUACUGCAUUGGCUUAUGGUAUAUACCGAUCUAAUGAGUUUAGUGAUAAUACUCCAACAAUAGUAGCAUUCACAUCUGUUGGUGCAUCACAUUUUGGUACAUCUAUCGUUAAGUUUACUAAAGGUCAUCUUACUGUACUUGGUGAGGCUAUUGAUACUACUGUUGGUGGUCGAUAUAUUGAUAAGAUCCUAAUGGAGCAUUAUAGUCAACAGUUUACUACUAAAACUGGUUUAGAUCCCCUUAAGAAUGCUAAAUCUAGAUUUAAGUUGGAAGAGGCUGUUAAUAAGGUUAAGAAGAUAUUAUCAGCCAAUAAUGAGGCCGUAUUAGGGAUUGAAUGCUUGUUGGAGGAUGAGGAUCUGAAUGUAGUCGUGACUCGUGAUAAGCUCGAGGAACUAUGUUCUCCGAUGGUUGAUAAGAUGCAGUCUGUGAUGAAUAAGGCAUUGAAGGAAGCUAACAUUACUAUUGAUGAUUUACAUUCAGUAGAGAUCAUUGGUGGUGUAUCUAGAGUACCAUUCAUACAACGUACUAUUGUUGAUACUCUACAUAAGGACUUAUCUCGUACUCUUAAUGCUGAUGAGUGUGUAGCACGAGGAUGUGCAUUACAAGCCGCUAUGUUAUCACCCUUGUUCAAGGUUAGGGACUUUGCCGUUACUGAUUUUACUCAACAAGGUAUUGAGGUAGCCUGGCAACAGCAGACAACAUCUACUACUAAUAAUGAUGAUGUUGAAGGAUGUUCUUCUAUCAUCAAGAGGACUGAGGUCUUCCCACCAAGAUCUACACUUAAUACGGUUAAGAUGCUUACCUUCUAUCGUAAGGAAGCCUUUGAGCUAUGGGCACAAUAUACCAACAGUGACGACCAUGCUGAUGAUGCAUCUCUUGGGAGAUAUACUAUACAAGUACCUCAUAAUAGUGAGAAUGAUGAAGGACCUAAGAAGAUUAAAGUCCGAGCUAAGCUCAGUCUACAUGGUACAUUCAGUAUUGAGAAUGCUAUUAUGAUAGAAGAGGAAGAGUAUCAAGUUGUAGAGAAGGAGCGUAGACGACGAUCUAUUAAUAAGGAAACUAAUGAUGAUAAUGAUGAUGAGAAUAUGGUAGAUGCCUCUCCUUCAGCAACUACUACUACUGCCAAUGAUGAUGUGAAUAUGGAGCCUGCUGAGGUUCCUAAGGACAAGGAAGAAGAGUAUGAGGAGGUUGAAGUGAUGAAGACUAAGACGCGUACCAAGAAGACCGAGAUACCCAUUAUACGCUCUCAUGUACCUGGUAUGUGUGAAGAAAGGCUCAUAGCUGCUGAGAAUGAUGAAUCUAUGAUGAAGAGUGUUGAUAGAGAAGUUGCUGAUACUGAUGAGAGACGUAAUGAGCUUGAGAGUUAUGUAUUCGAGAGCAGGGACAAGAUAAGUUCACCAUCAUCUAGAUGGUAUGAGUAUCUUAGUGCAGCCCAGAGAGAAGAAUUAUCUAAUAUAUUAAUGCAGACUGAGGAUUGGAUAUAUGAUCAUUAUGAGGCUACUAAGGCUGAGUACAUGGACAAGCUGAUAGAGAUACGUGCAUUAGGAGAUGGAGCUGAGAGUCGUGCUAUGGAAGCUAGUCUAAGACCUGAGGCAGAGGCUAGAGCACAGGAUGUUAUACAGAAGUAUAGGUCCUUAGCUCAGUCUCCUGAUAUUGCCUAUGCACAUAUUGCUAUUGAAAGGAAACAGUAUAUAUUGGAAGAAUGCCAUAAACUGGAAUCAUGGUUAUCUCAACAGAAGGCAUUACAAGUUAGACAACCUCUUUAUCUAGAACCAGUAUAUACUGUAUCACAGCUCAAUGAUAAGACUGAUGCCCUUAUCAAGUUGGCUGAUGGUAUAUUGUCUGAGAAGAAGCCUCCAUCACCACCACUACCAAAGAAGCAAGAGUCAUCCUCUCCUGAUCAAUCUGGUACAUCAGUACCACCCGAAGCUAUUGUUGAAGAACCUGAUAAUGUUGAUGAUGAGGUCUCCCCCAAGGAUAUGGAUGUUGAUUAGAUACAGUGCAGCAAUGGCAUUUAUAUACCAAUAACGCUAGAUCGUGGUCAUCUACAACAACUACUACCACGACAAGAAGAAGAAGAAGAAGAAACACUGUAAAUGAUAAGAUACCCCUCAUUAUGAUGAUGAUGAUGAUGAUUAUCUCCGUAGUGUGCUGCUACAGUAGUAGUAUAAGUCAUAGCUUCAUCAUUCAUCAUUGAAAGCUUUCAUUCAGAA